Trichoderma atroviride IMI 206040 is the source of this 339-nucleotide messenger RNA. RefSeq lists its product as uncharacterized. NCBI's taxonomy places the organism in Eukaryota, Fungi, Ascomycota, Sordariomycetes, Hypocreales, Hypocreaceae. The record is from RefSeq and is a predicted model, not a curated record.
AUGAAGGUCAUUAUUCUUUCGGCACUUGCUGGGCUAGCUUCUGCAGCCACCACGACAUUGGCUGGCGUCAGCUACGAACAAUGGUUUGACUCUGGUUGCCCUGGCCGAGCUUUGAUGUCAGGAUCUCUGACCGAUGGAUUCUGUACCGUUUUUGAGAACUUCCCUGGUCAAAGCAUUUUGUUGACUCAGACAUCGCCAUGUCCUGCCGGCACAUCGCCACAGGUUACAAUUUCCACUACCAAUGACUGCGAUAGUCAGCCUGAUUGGACGUUCGACACUCUGGGAGAAUGUAUUGAAGUCUCUAUCCAGCCACAAGCGGUUCAUCUGAACUGCGUCUAA